This is a messenger RNA of Esox lucius (northern pike), 849 nucleotides long. RefSeq names its product vitelline membrane outer layer protein 1. Lineage: Eukaryota; Metazoa; Chordata; Actinopteri; Esociformes; Esocidae. The transcript has 4 exons. Bases 16 to 666 code for a protein of 216 amino acids. The record is from RefSeq and is a predicted model, not a curated record.
UGGACUACUGUCAACAUGGCUACCCUUCUGGUCUCUGCUUUGUCCGUCAUGGCUGUGCUGGCCUUCGGGUCAUGUUUGUCUGUCUUGCCUCAUGAGAAACCCUAUCUAGAGAGUGCUGGGAUCCAAUAUAUAUCUAGGUCUUACACCUCCCUUCUCACCGUGCCAAAUGGAGAACAAUUUGGAAACUGGACCUGGCCAGAGAUGUGUCCUGACAAGUUCUUUGCUGUUGGAUUCAUGCUCCGGGUUGAGUCUGAGCAGUACGGUCUGGACGACACUGCCUUGAAUGGCAUUCGCUUGAUCUGCGCUAAGGGCGAGGAUAGGAGCUUCUUAUACACCAUUGAGUCUCACGCUGGGUUCUAUGGUGACUGGUCAGAGCCCCAGUAUUGCCCCAGGGGGGUGCUUACUUCCUUCCAGCUGCGCGUGGAGCCCUAUCAGGGUAUGUUUGGUGACGACACAUCGGCCAAUAACAUCAGAUUCCGCUGCAGCAGCAACCCCACCCUCACGGGCAACGGCCUGGGCUAUGGCGAGUACGGUCUCUGGAGCGAGGCGUGUGCUGAUGGGGGCAUCUGCGGAAUCGAGACCAAGGUGGAGGAAUUCCAGUCCGGGCUGGACGACACUUCUCUCAACGACGUGCGCUUUCACUGCUGCGCAAAAACGCCACAGUGAUCAUCUCCCCUGGAUCAGUCUCAACAAACCAGCCCCGACCGGCCCUGACAUGUCAACUCAUGGGCUCUCUCACUCAGAGCUGUGGUGCGUCCAUUCCCAUCUGCGCCCAAUACCUGAGUUAAAACCUAAUAAAUCAUCCAACCGGCUCUGGUAAAAAUCUAAUAAAUCUUUCAACUUGCUCUA